Molecule: messenger RNA, 3308 nt
Organism: Rhodotorula graminis WP1
Lineage: Eukaryota; Fungi; Basidiomycota; Microbotryomycetes; Sporidiobolales; Sporidiobolaceae
Exons: 15
Coding region: 1-3237 (1078 amino acids)
Biological process (GO): protein import into nucleus
Cellular component (GO): cytosol; nuclear envelope
Molecular function (GO): small GTPase binding
Source: RefSeq, a predicted model, not a curated record
AUGGACGCAGCUCGGCUGUACCAGGUCUUCAAUGCCUCUUUCGAAUCAGACCCCAACGUCCGCAUCGCUGCAGAGCUCGAACUGAAGCAGCUCGAGCCUGUCGAGGGCCUCCUUCCGACCCUCCUCCAACUCGUGUCGCCCUCGUCCUCGUCGUCGCCUGUCGUCCGCCUCGCAACCGCCAUCUACCUCAAGAACCGCAUCAAGUCGAGCUGGCGCCAGCCCCUCGAGCCGAGCGUGUACGCGAGCCCGGCCACAGUCGCCGCAGCGCAGAAGGCGUCGACGUUCGUCAAGAUCCCGCCAGCCGACCGCCAGAGCGUCAAGAGCAACCUCCUCCCGCUCUAUGCCGCCCUCGCGGCCGACCCGGACGGCGCAAAGGUCAAGGAGCAGGUCGGCGAGGCGUUGAGCCGGGUCGUCGAGUGCGACUUCCCCGAGCACUGGCCCAGCCUGGUCGACGAGGUCAAGGUCCUGCUCGCCGGCGACGAGGGCCAGGUCGAGGCGGGCCUGCGGGCGUCGACCGAGGUCUUCAACUCGCUGCGGUACGCCGCCAAGGACGAGGACGGCACCACCCUCGUCCAGCUCACGACCCACCUCCUCCCGCUCGUCCUCCCGAUCGGCCAAAAGGUCCUCGCCUCGACCCCGUCCGACGCCGCGUCCCUCACGACCCAGGGCACCCUCCUCCGCCUCAUCCUCAAGACGUACAAGAACAGCCUCAUCCACACCCUCACCCCGGCCCACCAGGCGCCCGACUCGCUCAUCCCGUGGGGCACCCUCCUCCUCGCUGUCGUGUCGCACUCGAUCCCUGUCGCGCUCCUCCCAGAAGACGUCGACGACCGCGAGCGGCACCCGUGGGCCAAGAGCAAGAAGUGGGCCUGCUUCGCCCUGAACCGCCUCUUCACGCGGUACGGCAACCCGACGCAGCUGCCCAAGAACCAGGUCGAGCAGUACGGCGAGUUCGCCAACCGGUUCAUCGGCCAGUUUGCGCCCGAGAUCCUCAAGGCGUACCUUGCCGCCGUCGAGCGCAUGGUCGCCCAGGGCGAGUGGUCCCCGAAAAAGGCCAAGUUCUACCUGCUCUCCUUCUUCGAGGAGUGCAUCAACCCCAAGGCCAUGUUCACCCUCCUCAAGCCUCACGUCUCGACCCUGGUCGAGCACUUCAUCUUCCCGCUCGUCUGCCUCUCCGAGGAGGAGCUCGAGCUCUUCACCGACGACCCGACCGAGUUUGCGCGCCAGUCGUUCGGCGACUUUAUCGUCGACCCGUACGCCUCGCCGACCAGUUCGGCGCUCAGCUUCCUGUCUGCGCUCGUCGAGACCCGCGCAAAGACGACCCUCCUUCCCUUGCUCCAGUUCAUCCAGUCGGUCGUCGACAAGUACCCGGCGACGAUCACGCCGCGGCAAAAGGACGGCGCGCUGCGCAUGCUCGGUGCCCUCGCCACCACCGCCGUCAAGAGCAAAAAGCUCGCGCCCAUGCUCGAGGCGUUCUUCAUCCAGCAGGUCGUCCCCGAGUUCAAGUCGCCGCACGGCCACCUGCGGUACCGCGCGUGCGACAUUGUCGAGAAGUUUGAGAGCGUCGACAUGACGUGGCAGUCGCAGGAGGCCCUUGAGAACACGCUCAACUGCCUCAUGAGCUGCAUCACCGACUCGGAGCUGCCCGUGCGCAUCCAGGCCGCCAUCGCGCUUCCCGAGUUGGUCCGGUACGAGAAGGUCCGCGAGCGCAUGCUCCCCAACCUCGGCCGCAUCCUCCAGGAGCUCCUCAAGCUGCAGUCCGAGGUCGACCUCGACGCCCUGACCAACACGACCCGCACCAUGGUCAGCGAGUUUGCCGAGGAGGUCGUGCCGUUCGCCGUCGAGCUCUCUCAGUCUCUUGUCGAGUCGUACGGUCGUCAGCUGCAGGAGCACCUCGAGGCGCGCGAGAAGGACCCGAGCGGCGGCGAGAUGUACGAGGACGAGCGCACGAUGAGCAUGAUGAACGUCCUCAAGACGAUCGAGCAGCUCGUGUCGUCGGUCCGCGAGAAGAAGGAGCUCGUCGCCGAGAUUGAGAAGGCCGUCGCGCCGUUGCUCGAGGCGACGAUCCGCCACUCGUUCGUCGAGCUUUUCGACGAGACGUUCGAGCUCCUCGACUCGCUCACGUUCUUCCAGCAGAGCGUGUCGCCCGUCAUGUGGACCUGCUUCGAGGCGAGCUACCGCGUCCUCAUGCAGAACGCGGUCGACUACCUGAGCGACACGAUGGGCUUCCUCGACAACUGCAUCAACUUUGGCGCCGACUUCCUUUCGACCUCGACCGACCACCGUCGGUUCGUCCUCGAGCUGUUCGACAUGGCCAUGACCAACCGGGCUCUCGGCGCCGAGGACCGAGUCGUCGCCUGCAAGCUCGCCGAGACGCUCCUGCUCCGCCUCCACGGCCAGGUCGACGAGGCCAUUCCUCCUGUCGUCGAGCGCGCCAUGACGUUCGUCCUGUCCAAGAACGACGACGACGACUUUGUCGUCACCAAGAGCCUGUUCCUCCACUCGCUCGAGCUCGUCAUCCUCGCCGUGUCGUACAACCCGCAGCAGGCGAUCGCCAUCCUCGACCGCCACGACUGGACGCAGCAAUUCUUCGCCCAGUGGUUCAAGAACCUGUCCAAGUACACGCGCGUCCACGACAAGAAGAUGACGCUGUGGGCCAUCUGCGCCCUGUUCGACUGGCUCAACGGCGUCGGCUCGUCGAGCCCGCUCGUCGGCAACGUGGCACAGCUCGUCCAGGGUGCGCUCGAGGUCUUCAAGUCGUACCCGCGAGCGCUCGGCGAGCGCAAGGUCGCCGAGGCGAACCGCGACCUCGAGGAGGAGGACGUGAGCGACGACGGCAUGUCGGACGAGGACGACCUGGACCUGGGCGACGAGGAGGGCGACUUCGACGAGGCCGACGUGCGCGACAAGACGACCGACUUUAUGGACCAGCUCGCUCAGUCCGAGGCCAACCGCCUCGCCCGGGCAGGCGCUUUCGGCGACGGCGACUCGGCAUGGAGCGACGAGAUCUUGUGGGCGUCGCCGCUCGACCAGUUCGACUCGUACCAGCGCUUCUCGGGCCUGCUCGCCGGUCUGCAGAGCGCGAACCCGGCGUUGUACCAGGCCUCGCUGUCGGGCCUCUCGACCGAGCAGCAGGGCGUCCUCGCCGACGUGGCGGCCAAGGCGGCCGAGGGAGGAGACGUCGUCGUCGCGCAGCAGGCGUACGCCGAGCUGCAAGCCGAGGAGACGGCGGACUGAGCGGCUCGCGCUCGUGCCAGUCGAGGCGGGAGGACUCUAUUACGACUUGCAUUACAAUCAUUGACGUGCGC